GACACUGGCUCAGCUAUAAGAGAGAGGAGGGCGAUUGAGAGAGAGUGAGUGAGUUGCGUUUUAUACCCUGUUUGGGGGAGAUCAGAGAAUUUUUCUGCUAUCUCUACACUGCAUUUAAAACUGGAUUUUGUACUGCGCAUCCCACAGCAACUCGGCCGAUAUUGAAAGCUUCGCCGGGAGAGGAAGGAGAAGAAAGGGAGUGAGUGGAAUCAGGAUUGAGGAGGGAGAAGCUCGGGACAUCUGAGAUUAAACAGGGAAAAAUGCAAGCGGUGCCACCCACAGUAAAGAUCGAGAAGCCCGAAGAACCUGAGACCUUCGAGAACAAGGAGAGGCAUUUUGAGUUCUGUGGACACCGAUUGCAAAUUACACAACAUUUAAAAACCCUUGGUAUACCAGCUGUUAUAUGGCCAUCGGGGCUGGCUUUAUGCAGAUACUUUGACAAGGUUCGGAUGGACUUUUCAGGGAAGAAGAUAAUCGAAUUAGGCUCGGGGACGGGACUAGUGGGAAUACUUGCAACUUUGUUGGGGGGUGAAGUGACGCUGACAGACCUGCCUAAGGUUCUGCACCAAGUGGAGGACAAUGUGUUGAAGAACGUCCCCUCUGCUCUGGGCAAGCGAGCACAGGUGUGCGCUCUAGAGUGGGGCAAGGAUGAGGGGAUGUUCCCCUCGGACUAUGAUGUGGUGCUGGGAUCCGAUCUCAUCUACCACCCGAGACACUUCCAAUCACUCAUCGACACCUUACUGCACGUCAGCAGUCCACAUACCAUCAUCUACUUCAGUUCCAACAUCAGCGCCAACAUGGGUGGUCGAAGUUUUCACCAGGAGAUUGUUCCCAAGUAUUUCAAUUCUGAGAUCCUGGAUGAGAUAACGGCCAAGGAGAUCAGAAUCUUCAAGUUGACCAAAAAGUAUGACACCAAUUGAUCGCAAUGUGCUGGAGUAACUCAGCGGGACAGGCAGCAUCUCUGGAGAGAAGGUGACGUUUCCGGUCGAGACCCAUCUUAGAAAGCUGAGUUGCUCCAGCUUUUUGUUUCUUCAUGUGUGCAAUUUUGGUCUAAUUUGCAGAGACCGUUCCCUCCGCAACUCCAUGGUUAACUCAUCCCUUCCCACCCAAACCACCCCCUCCCCAGGUACCUUCCCCUGCACCGCAGAAAAUGCAACACCUGUCACUAUACCUCCCCCCUUGACUCUGUCCAGGGAUGCCAACAUUCCUUUCAGUUUAGGCAGAGGUUCACCUGCACCUCCUCCAACUUCAUCUGCUGUUCAAGAUGUAGACUCUUAUACAUCGGCGAGACCAAAUGCAGACUGGGCGAUCAUUUCACGGAAUACCUUUGCUCAGCCUGCUUGAACCAACCUAAUCUCCCAGUUGCUGGACACUUUAAUUCCCCUUCUCAUUCCCCCCCAGACCUCGGUCUCCUCCAUUGUCAGAGUGAUGCUAAACGCAUAUUGGAGGAACAGCAUCUUAUAUUUUCUUUGGGCAGCCCAGUGGUAUGAAUAUUGAUUUCCUUCACUUCAGGUAGCCCCGGC
Messenger RNA from Leucoraja erinaceus (little skate), 1523 nucleotides. RefSeq names its product EEF1A lysine methyltransferase 3-like. Gene Ontology annotation, molecular function: protein-lysine N-methyltransferase activity. The transcript has 4 exons. Gene Ontology annotation, cellular component: cytosol; cytoplasm. Bases 261 to 920 code for a protein of 219 amino acids. Lineage: Eukaryota; Metazoa; Chordata; Chondrichthyes; Rajiformes; Rajidae. Gene Ontology annotation, biological process: peptidyl-lysine methylation. The record is from RefSeq and is a predicted model, not a curated record.